AUGGUGGAGGUUGGGGUCAUCGAGGUGAACGGGCUUCUGUCCAUCCAUCUCUUCUCUUGGUGGCCCCCUGCCCGGGAUACCUACACGCUGACACUGGCCUCGAUUCCUUCCACCAAUGGGGAGAGCAAGGCCAGGCUGGCAUGGCCAGAAUCUCCGGCCAACACAUCCCUGAGCCUUCAAUUUCGACGCCAGCUUUCUGAGCCUUGUAAUUCCUUUCCACCUUUGCCUACGAUGCCGAGGGAAGGACGUCCAAUGUACCAACGCCAGAUGUCUGAGCCAAACAUCCCCUUCCCGCCCCAAGGUUUUAAGCAAGAGUACCAUGAUCCGGUCUAUGAACACAGCACCCUGGUGGGCAGUGUGGCCAACCCCAGCUUCCCUCCACCUCUGAUGAUUAAACAGGAACCCAGAGACUUUGCCUAUGACUCAGAAGUGCCUAGCUGCCACUCCAUUUACAUGCGGCAAGAAGGCUUCCUGGUGCACCCCAACAGAACAGAGGGUUGCAUGUUUGAGAAAGGCCCCAGGCAGCAGUUUUAUGAUGACACCUGUGUGGUUCCCGAGAAGUUUGACGGAGAUAUCAAGCAGGAGCCAGGGAUGUACCGGGAGGGCCCCACCUACCAGCGGCGGGGUUCCCUUCAGCUGUGGCAGUUUUUGGUGGCCCUCCUCGACGACCCCUCCAAUUCCCAUUUCAUUGCAUGGACUGGCCGUGGCAUGGAGUUUAAGCUGAUCGAGCCUGAAGAGGUGGCCCGGCGCUGGGGCAUUCAGAAGAACAGGCCGGCCAUGAACUACGACAAGCUUAGCCGCUCCCUCCGCUAUUACUACGAGAAGGGCAUCAUGCAGAAGUCCCCGCGCUAA
Messenger RNA from Gracilinanus agilis (Agile Gracile Mouse Opossum), 852 nucleotides. RefSeq names its product ETS variant transcription factor 1 (gene ETV1). Gene Ontology annotation, molecular function: sequence-specific DNA binding; DNA-binding transcription factor activity, RNA polymerase II-specific. Gene Ontology annotation, biological process: regulation of transcription by RNA polymerase II; cell differentiation. Lineage: Eukaryota; Metazoa; Chordata; Mammalia; Didelphimorphia; Didelphidae. The record is from RefSeq and is a predicted model, not a curated record. The transcript is spliced from 7 exons. The coding region runs from base 1 to 852 and encodes 283 amino acids. Gene Ontology annotation, cellular component: nucleus.